CACCUAUAUUAAUACCAUCGGGAUUCCCGUGAUAAGCGUGAGGGUCUUGUUACUUGAUAAAUAGCGUCUAAUAUUAUCCAACGUCAGAACAUCCCUAGCCCAAAAUACAGAAUUGGGUGCAGACACCACUGAAAAAAAAACCUUUAAAAAUGCCUUUCGAAAUUUACAUUCCAGACAAUCUGACUUUCCAAGACUAUAUUGCUGUUAUCCAAACAGCAAGGGUUUGGGCUGACGGUUAUGACACAAAGAGUGAAGAGCGACUCCUCGCCGCUUUAGCACCAGAGGUUUCUGUCGACUACACGCUAAUCGUGCCAGUGUGGGGAGUAAAGCAGUACAAGGCGGCCGAGUUCGCGGCCCUUUGGCUCUCAGAGGAGCACCUAGGCCUUAAGCCCUUAGUGACACAGCACCUCCUGGCGCAGCCAUAUUUCAAGAAGGUCACCGCCGAUGAAAUUGUGGUAGAGUGGCAGCAAUUGGCGAGUCACGGGCGGUUGCAAGCCGACGGUGGGAGCGCGAGGGACGCGUCUGCCACAAGGAUCAACGAGACCAGUGACGGGAGGAGCCACAUGCAGCAUCAAUUCAUCCGAGCUGGGGGCCUGUGGAAGAUCGCAAGGAUUACCCCGUCUCUCCUUUAUCAGACUGGGGACUUUAUGCGUAUUAGGAGACCAGAAGGUGAGCAGUAG
Molecule: messenger RNA, 680 nt
Organism: Fusarium redolens
Lineage: Eukaryota; Fungi; Ascomycota; Sordariomycetes; Hypocreales; Nectriaceae
Product: Scytalone dehydratase
Exons: 2
Coding region: 150-680 (176 amino acids)
Biological process (GO): melanin metabolic process
Molecular function (GO): scytalone dehydratase activity
Source: RefSeq, a predicted model, not a curated record